GAUAGCACCGACUGGAUCUUCCGCGGGUGCGAUGGCUGGCGUGGGUUCCUCUACGGCUCGGCUUCCCGCGUCCUCCUCUUCCUCUUCACCUCCUCCUCCUCAGCGACUUCCCAGGCGGAAAAGCCGACUCUGGGGCCCCAGCGAGGUCCUGUGCAGCGGGUGUGGAAGGAGCUCCGUGGCCGCGGCGGGUCACCAUCAUGAGCUUCAGUGUGGACAUGCUUAUUGUGAAUUGUGCUUGUUGAUAACUGAAGAAUGUAGCACAGUUGUGUGCCCUGAUUGUGAGGCACUUACAACUAUAAAUAGAAGACAAGGAUACUACCCUUUACAUGGAUAUGUUGAAGAAGAUGCUUAUGAAGAAAAAUUUCAGCCUAAAAAGUUAAGGAAUUGUUCUCAGGAUUUCAAGAAGACAGCUGGUCAGCAGAUUGUUGGUUUAGAAAAUUCAUCUACUCUACACAGGCCUAUUGUAAACCCAUCAGCAGUUGUAACAGAAACUAAAACGACACAAGAAAUUGAUGAAGCUUUGAAAAUAGCUGGUUAUAAUUUUGAACAAUUAAGUGGCGCAGAAAAGAUGCUAGAAAGCCUAGAAAAUCAAGCAAAACAAGAGACAGACCGCCUUCUAGAAGUUCUUGAGGAAAAAUUUCAUCAGCUUUUUACUUCACUCAAGUCAAGGAAAAGAAGUCUAUAUGAAGAAGUUGUAAGAAAUACAGAGGACUGUUUAGGUGAUAUCAUAAUGGCCAAAAAAUACAUUGAAGGGAAAAAAAAUGAUUUGGAUGCAGCUAUGAGAAUAGCAAGAGAAUUGAAAGUGGCACCUUCCCUAAGAACAUAUUGUGAUUUGAAUCAGAUUAUCCGCACUUUGAAGUUGGCAUUUGAGAGUGAAUUGUCAGAAGUGAGUUCUCUGAAAUUCAGAAGCUCUCUCAGGUUGAAUAUGAAUUGUAAUGAAAUUAUCUCUAUGUUUAAAAAUGUGGGGAAGAUUGAAUUUGAAGAAAUUUCAAAAUUUCAUUCUGAAGACAAUGAAGGCACUGGACUGAAUGUUCAUAAGCAUACUAAUAAGAAGGAAUCUUCAAAUUGUGAUGCGUACCUCUCUGUAGAAAAGAAUAAGUUUGAAAUUUCUACAACAGAUGAAGCACAGCCCCUUGUGCAGCAUGAGACUGGUGAUGCACACUUAGAAACAAAGACUACCCAGCACCAGGAUGAGAAAGUGUCCAUGUCCUCCCCUAAAACUGUUGCUGUUUUACCGCAAAUGGGAUCUAGCCCUGAUGUGAUCAUUGAAGAAAUUAUUGAGGAGGAUCAAGAAAGUUCUCUAGAACUAGUUUUUGUGAGCCAUGUAAUACAUCCUUGCCAUUUUUAUAUUCGGAAGUAUUCACAAAGAAAAAACGCAACAAUAUUGGAAAAGAAGUUGAAUCAUUUUUGCAACAAGAGUCUAUACCUCAGUCCUUCAGAUAUUUUGGAGAUAGGUGCAAAGAUAUUUGUCAACAGUAUAGAAAAUGGAAUGUGGUGCCGUGGAACUAUCACUGAACUAAUUCCUAUUGAAAAUAAACAUGUGGGGAAGCCCUGUGAUCCUACUAAAUACCCAAUCUGUGAUAUUGCACUGAUGCGAGUUUUCAUGAUAGACUUUGGGAAUUCUGAAGUCUUAGCCGUUUCAGGGAUUGGUGAUGGCCACAUGGUUAGACCAGGACACAGUGCUCUACAACAUUUAUUGGUAAAUGAUCUAUGUCUUGUUAUAAGAAAGCCUGAUUCAUAUAUUGAAGCACUACUAGGAGAUCUCCAUCCAUUAGCAUUGCCAUGCUCGUUAAAGGAUAUUGUUCCACAGAAUUCGAAUGAAGGCUGGGGAGAAGAAGCUAAAAUGGAAUUUUUAAAAAUGGUAAACAACAAAGCUGUUCUAAUGAAAGUCUUUAGAGAAGAAGAUGGUGUGCUUAUUGUAGAUCUCAAGAAACCUCCAGCAAAUAAAAUAAGCAGUGAUAUGCCAGUAUCUCUUAGAGAUGCAUUAGUUUUUAUGGAAUUAGCAAGGUUUAGGUCACAGUCACCCAGUAUUCCACCUGAAAAGAAUAUGACUUUAAGAUACCAUCCACCUGUAUUACCAAAAGAAUUGUCAAAUGUAUCAGUUGUGGUUUGUCAUAUAAAUAAUCCUUCUGAUUUUUAUCUUCAAUUGAUAGAAAGCCUGGACUUUUUAGUUCUCCUGAAGAAAAUUGAGGAAGUCUAUAAAAAUGAAGAUGGAGAAAAUCUGGAAAUCCUUUGUCCAAUUCAAGGUCAAGCUUGUAUAGCUAAAUUUGAAGAUGGAGUCUGGUACCGGGCACAAGUCAUUGGUUUACCAGGCCAUCAAGAAGUUGAAGUUAAAUAUGUUGACUUUGGUAAUGCUGCAACAGUAACACUUAAAGAGAUGCGUAAAGUGAAAGAUGAGUUUUUGAGUCCCCCAGAAAAGGCAAUUAAAUGCAAAUUGGCACAUAUUGAACCUUCAAAAAAAAACAAGCAAUGGUGUAAAGAAGCAAAUGAAAAGUUUGAAGAAAUGACACAUGAUAAAUUUAUGACAUGUUCAGUUAUUAAAAAUUUGGAAGACAAUGUGCUAUCUGUUGAGCUAUUUGAUUCUAUCAGUUCUCCUGGAAUGAUACCAAACAGUGUUAAUAGCCAGCUAGUUAAAGAAGGGUUAGCAUCUUAUGAGCUAGGAUUUACCCUAAAAGAUAAUUGUAAAAAGUAUGAUGAAGUGUGGGAUCCUUCUCCUGAAGAAAUAAUUUCAACUGAAACAAAUAACUCAAAUUCUUUUGGUUACAAAACUUCUGGAGGAUCAGGAUAUACAAUUACUUCAUAACAAGGGGAAAUUCCUGUGCAGAUCUCUAAUGUUGUGUCUCCAGAGAAGAUUUAUGUGGCAACAGCUGUCACUAAAUAUGUUAACCUUAUAUAUAGUUUACAGGAAAAGAUGACAACAGCUUAUGAAAACUCAAAAUGUGAGCCAGUUAUGUGGGAAAUUAAUAAGUAUUGUGCUGUUCAGAUGGCUGAGAUAAAACAGUGGCGAAGAGGCCAGAUCAUCAAGAUAAUUUCAGCAACAUUGGUAGAGGUCAUGCUUUAUGACUUUGGUAUUAAAGUAACAGUAAAUGUUGACUGCCUAAGAAAACUUGAAGAAAAUCUGAAGACAACAAGAAGACUAGCUUUGGAAUGUUCUCUUGUUGAUAUAAGACCAACUGGUGGAAGUGACAAGUGGACAGCAACAGCUUGUGACUGUCUUUCAUUUUACCUCACUGGAGCUGUAGCAUCUAUAAUCAUACAGGAAAACCAAACAACAUGGCCACUGCCUGUGAAAAUUUUAUGCAGAGAUGAAAAAGGACAAUGUAUUGAUAUUUCUAACUAUCUGAUUAAAAAGGGUUUGGCUUUGAGGAAAAGAAGAGUUGACAAAAUUAAUAAAAGUGAUUCACUCUCUGAGAAGAUUCUUGACAUCCCUAUGGAACAAGAGAGUCUGGGAUUGGCUAAGUAUACCACAUCUCCUUUUGAACCCAACAAGGUUAAUGUUAUUAUCAGUGAACACAAGGUAUCUGACAUAAAGAAGACAGUGCUUGACCCAAGAACCGGGGGAUGUUACAAACCACCAGUUAUUCCUAACAUGAAAGUAUUUGAGGCAGUAGUAAGCUGCAUUGGUGAUGAUGGAACUAUAUAUGUGGUACCAAAAUCAUCAGAACUUGAGCUCAGAAAAUUGAUGGAUGAAAUUCAGAGUAACUUUAAGUGUCUGGGUCUUUUGGAGCCAUAUUGCUGGAAAAAAGGAGAACCUUGUGCAGUAAGAGGAUCAGAUACUGUGUGGUAUCGAGGUAAAGUUAUGGAAGUUGUUGGUGGAACUAUCAGGGUACAAUAUUUAGACCAUGGAUAUACUGAGAAGAUCCCACAGUGUCAUCUUUACCCAAUUGUAUUAUAUGCCGAUAGACCCCAGUUUUGUAUUCCAUGUGAGCUGUAUAAUACUGUGCCUAUUGGAAAUUCCUGGCAGCCAGAUGCAGUAGAACUCCUUCAAGAACUACUACCGAAAAGAGAGGUGGAAAUUCAUAACAUGGAAAUACCCAAAAACCCAUGGGGGAAAUUAUCUGUUCAUCUCUAUUUUGAUGGAAUGUCACUUUCUUAUUUUAUGGCACACCAUAAACAUUGUAUAUUUGAAGGUUCUGAGGAAAUACUGAAAGAGAAGCCAAAGGAUCACAGUGAAAAGUAUGAAGAAGAAAACUGGGAAAUAAAUUUUAAGGAAUUGCUUCGGUCUGAUAUGGAAACUCCUGUUUUACCACCAUAUUUAUCACCAUCUCUUCCUCCUCCAGGAGAACUUUAUCCCGUCCAAGUGAAACAUGUUGUUUCACCUAAUGAGGUAUAUAUCUGCCUUGAUCUAACAGAAAACUUCAACCAUCAAAAUGACACAAUUGACACUGGAGUCAGCUGGAAGUCUGAACCAAAGAGCCUAGAUGAAGUACUACAGAGUUGUAAUCAAAACGUGGAUUCUCUCCCUUCACUGACAGAUUUUAGAUCAGAAAUGCCUUGUCUUGCAGAAUAUAAUGAUGGUUUAUGGUAUCGAGCAAAGAUUCUUUCCAUCAAAGAAUUUGAUCCUCUUGCAAUCCUGGUACAGUUUGUUGAUUAUGGAUCAACUGAAAAAUUGCCAACAAGCAGACUGCGUCAAAUUCCUAUCCACCUUAUGAAAUAUCCUGCCCGGGCUGUGAAAGUCCUUUUGGCUGGAUUUAAACCUCCAUUAAAAGAUUCAGAAAAGACAAGAAUUCCAUAUUGCCCCAAGUGGAGCAUGGAAGCCAUGUGGGCUAUGAUAGACUGUCUUCAAGGAAAACAGCUUUAUGCUUCCUCAUUGACUCAGUCACCAGAAUAUAUAGUGACUUUAUAUGAAGAUGAACAAUAUCCAGUUCAUAUGUCAUUGAUAGAAAUGGGACUUGCGGAUUUAGAUGAAUGAUGUGUAUCUAUAUUACAUGAUGAACACAUGUGGCAGUCCAGAAGAAACAUUUUAGUUCUAUUUAGAGUAGUUCAGGAUUAUUUGUUUUGUUUUUCAACAUAAUUUUCAUAUGCUGCCAUCAUCUCUGUUGGAUUUGU
This is a messenger RNA of Dromiciops gliroides (monito del monte), 5049 nucleotides long. RefSeq names its product ring finger protein 17 (gene RNF17). The record is from RefSeq and is a predicted model, not a curated record. NCBI's taxonomy places the organism in Eukaryota, Metazoa, Chordata, Mammalia, Microbiotheria, Microbiotheriidae.